CGCUCGAAAAUGGGGUUGAAACGGCGGCGCAACAAAACAGGGCAUCGAUGAAGUUAUUAAUUCGUUUGUAAGGGAGGGUGUCGAAGAAAAUGAUGACCGCCAUGGCUAGAUUGCCUUGCAAGCAGACUUCGCCUUCGCAGCAGCCGCGGGUGAAUAAUUUCGGGAACAGUCGAAAUGCCUACUGGAACAUGCAACCUAGGCAUCCAGCACCUCCUUAUGUGAGGAAUCAUCAACGGCACACAGACCAUACCGGUAAGCGGAAGAGCGCGGUGGAACUGCUCCAGGAGACGAAGGCGUUCUACGUGAAGAGCGAGACCGUGCUGGACCGGAAGCAGGAGCUGAAGAACAGCGGUCAUCUUCAGGUGUCGCAGCUGAGCGCUCCGAGCGCGCCACCUAGGCUGCUGAGAAAAUGCGGGAACACGUCGACCUGUCCGAUGCAACCGACGUCGCCGUCGCAGCUGCCACCUGCUUCGAUGACGCCACCAUGUUGCUGGGCAUCGUGCCACGAGCAGGACAGGCCGGACGGAAUUCUGAGUCCUCAACAAACACUGCCAUCCGCACUGCCACCGAAGAGUCCGCGCCUGGUUCCUGUUCCGCAGCGCCGCACGAUUUCAGGGCCACCGAGUAGCACCGGUGGAGAUCAGCUGCAGACGAAAUUACGUCGAUUGCUGAACACCGAUAGCAAGGAGAACGUCUUUUUCCCGGACAGCCCGACGCAAACGAUCGUCCAGGCGAAUGGCAUCCCUCAAGAAGAAAAAUUCCGAUACUCUCCUGGAAGCCUGUCGCCUAACUUCCGUGAGGAGGAUCGCGUGAAGAUCGGUGUUAUGCAUAUUGUUCGUGUUCGAAAGAAGAUCGACAUGAGUCGUAAUUGGCAUUGUACACAAGAUGUUCGCUUCAAGUUUGGCCGGAGCAACUCGCACUCGCAUACAUCCGGAAGAACAGGAAGGAAGUCCACCAGCUCACAGUCGGUGGAGAAUACCGUCUGUCACAAAUCUUUGCCUGACCUCCAUACUAGCACGCGACGACCGGCAUCUCUGUCGCCACGUGCAUCGACCAAGUCAUCUAAGCCAUCCGGUCAUCAUCAAUCCUCGAGCAAUUAUCCAGAUUGUGAAACUAGUUCGGACUAUUCAGUGCAUAGUUUUCAACGCGACGUAAUGUGUUGUCGCAGUUAUUACUAUUCCAGUUUUAGACACAUCAGACAUUCGUUAGGUUCAGUUGGUAGUGGUGCUAGUAGCGUGUUAUCUGCCGGUGGACGAACGCAGAAGUCAUCAGGUUCUAGCAAGUUAAGCCAUGGGGCAACUCCGAGAGAUUCUGGUGGAUCGUCUGGACACUGUACACCUCGUAGUGAACCUCCUCCUGUAAUACAGGAUUGUUGGAGUCAUAUGCGCCGUGACAGCGGUGCAUCUACUCAACACUCGACGGAAAAAGAUCGUUUAAGAAGAGGUAGUUACGUUAACGGUACCCCACCAUCUGUUGUAAGACUCUACAGUCCGGAUUCUGAGAGCAGCAACAGUCAGACGGAUUAUAGCCCGACAUGCAAUUCAAGGUACAUGCUGAAAUUUGGACAAAUUCAUGCAACCAUCAAAGAAGAUCAAAGAUAUUUUAUGUUUUCUGACGGCUGGAAAGAAGGUCGCGGACGACCAAUUCUAAGAUCUAAAUCAGACAUUAGCGAUCGUUAUUGGCGUCAGGAUAAUGGUCGAUCCAAUAAAGUACCUGCACGACCCCCUCGGUCGAUCACUCAGCUCGAAAAUUUCUUCGACUGUUUAGGUCUCGAUUCGGACAAUUAUCAGCGUAUCACGAAACCAGAUUCAAAAUCGUCGUCUCCUGUAUUUUUCGAUAGCGUUAGCUCAGUCGAUUCAGCGGGAGGUCUAUACUCUUGGGCUGGUAAUAACCAAACGAAUCACAGUAGUCAAUGGCAGAACAAUGAUGGUAAUGUCGGUAUGGGUAACGACGACUCUAACCAGAGGGUUAAUGACCCACCGAGCAUCGUGGAGCGUAAUGCUCGAAUAAUUAAAUGGCUCUGUCAGUGCCGAAAAGUGCAGUUUGGAUUUAGUUAAGCGAUGAGUUUUGGAAGAGGACAAUCGAUUCUUCAGUCUCAAUAACACGCAUUCAAGUCAACGAAAGUAGAGUUUCUCAUCUUGC
Messenger RNA from Eufriesea mexicana, 2142 nucleotides. RefSeq lists its product as uncharacterized. The transcript has 8 exons. Lineage: Eukaryota; Metazoa; Arthropoda; Insecta; Hymenoptera; Apidae. The coding region runs from base 90 to 2057 and encodes 655 amino acids. The record is from RefSeq and is a predicted model, not a curated record.